Molecule: messenger RNA, 621 nt
Organism: Dicrocoelium dendriticum
Lineage: Eukaryota; Metazoa; Platyhelminthes; Trematoda; Plagiorchiida; Dicrocoeliidae
Source: the annotation of a GenBank genome assembly
AUGAAGGUUGCUUUCGUUACUGGUUCCAAUAGAGGGAUAGGAUUUGGAAUUGUUGCCAAACUGGCACAUACAUAUGGUUCCACCGGAGAGUGGGACGUCUAUCUAACAGGUAAUUCGCUAUUGUUAUCCAACUGGUGUGCAGCUCGAAAUGUUGACUUGGGCAAAAAGGCAUGUGAGGAAUUAAAAGGCAAAGGCCUCCAGGUUAAGUUCCAUCAGCUGGAUAUUACCGAUGCUGAGAGCCGGAAAAGUUUCCUGGCGUACAUGAAAGCCCAUUAUCCAGACGGGAUCAACAUCGCCGUUAAUAAUGCUGGUAUAUAUAAAGACGAUUCAACCGCUCCAUUUGGCGAACAAGCUAGGGUUACUGUGCACACUAAUUUUACCUGCACCUUUGAUUUCACAUUGGAAUUUCUUCCUCUGCUCGCAGAGAACGCCAGAGUUGUCAAUGUGUCUAGCAUGUGUGCUCAUAUGACACUGAAACAACUGGGAGAUGAUUUGUACACUAAGUUCACUUCAGUGAUGAGUUGGGACGAACUGAAAGCUUUGAUUGGGGAAUUCUUGAACUCACCCAACAAACAACCUUACUUCUGCUAUCUGCUAGUGCCUCUGGGCUUUUCAAAUUAG